AUGGAAUAUAUCUUGUUCCAAAAGGAUGACUUCACCGAGAAAAACUAUAUUGCACGACAUGAAGAGGGAUCAAAAGAUGACUACGACAUCACUAUCAAAGGCCGAGCGACAAUUAGUCACGGUGGGCGUGAGCUUACCAUUGUAAACGUUUCUGUAGAAGAUGUCGGGCUGUAUGGUUGUCGGAUAUCUUAUUUUGAAGAACACCAAAACCAGUAUUACCAUAAAGCAUCACAAAAAGUAUUUCUGGAUGUGAAAGUUCCUCCACCUGAAUGGAGGAGUGCCCCCAUACUCAGAAGGUACAACCAAGUGACAGACACCAUAUAUGACGGAGACAUUGUCAACCUCACAUGCAGGGUACCUGGUGGUAACCCGCUAUCUCAACUCACGUGGUCUGGAUGUCCCAACGGAAGUCAAACUGACUUGUCGUCCUCCACAGAGGCUGUGGUUCAGCUACAGUUUGUAGCCAGUUCCAGUCACCACGGCAGCGUGUGUACAUGUACGGCAUUACAGAAGUACGCGUCGCCACAAGAGAGGAGUUCCAAUGUCACCCUGCUCAUAGCCCAUCCACCAACACUGGACAUAAUGGCCAGCCCAGCGCUGCCUUGGUUUGCAACCGGAGGCAACGCCACAGUCAACGCCACACUGAACUGUACCGCUACUGGUGGAUAUCCACCGGCGACGCUGUCAUGGGUGUGCAAGGAGAACAGUACACAGAAUGGAACAGAAGGGCCAUCUCUCCUGUCCGUGUUUCCUUAUGUUGGAGUGGAUGAUGACAAGAUGGUGUGUGUUUGCGAGGCGAGGAACAGUUACACGGCGGUGAAAGGAAGGGUGUUCAAGACCAUUCAGUUGGACGCGGAAUAUCAUCCACAACUAGAAUUAACCGCCUUGCCGGGAAAUAUGAUCAAGGAGCAUGACAGUGUCCGUCUUAUGUGCUCCGGCCACGGGAACCCUUCUAACAUCACCUACAGGUGGGAGCACGGCGAAUGGAGCAUGGCUGGUAGUAAUCAAACAAUCCUGAACUUGAAUAGAACAGAUACUGGAAACUACUCAUGUACAGGCGCUUCCAACUCUAGUCGAUACGGACAGCUGAUCACUGUUCAGUACUUGCCAAUCACAGUUAACUAUUUAGACGUCCAAAUUGCGAUACUAGAAACCAAUUUGACGGAGGGGGACAAUGUUACUCUGGAAUGCCAGACGGAGGGAGUGCCUUCAUUGUACGAUUUCAAAGAUUGGAAUUUUCAGUCGUACUUGAUGAACGACACACAGUUGCUUAAUGGGACAAGGGGCAAAAUUCUUCAUAUGGAAAAUAUCAACUACAUGGAAUCUGGGACUUACACGUGUGUGGUUAAUAACACCGCUCUAGUUCGGCACGGAAGCAAGCUGUUGCCCAUUUUGCAUUCCCCCAAACUUCACCCCUACCGGCAAGCUAGCCAACAAGUUGUGGCACCCGUCAACGGUAACGUCACAUUGUCCUUGUAUAUUGUGGCAAACCCCGAACCCAAACCUGCCGACUUUGUGUGGACUAAAGUCAAACCAGACAACGCUUCCAGAAAUGUGUCAGAGCUUGCGUCCAGUGCCGGGUUGGUUUCAAAUCUGACUAUUGGGAAUGUCAGGGAGAGUGACUAUGGGGAAUAUUGCUGUGAGGUCGCCAAUGGCAUCGGUGAAAAACUGAAAGUUUGUUUUAACGUAAGCGCCCAAGGUCCACCAUUGGCUCCAACAGGCCUACACGAGAUUCCUGGUCGCACCACGGCAAUCUCGACCCAAGUUCAAUGGGUUUCCGCUUUCAGUGGUGGCCUCACCCAAGUGUUCGUGGUAGAAUACAAAGAUGAAGCUGGUGAGAUAUGGGAAACUUCUGCCUCUGACAUCAAUGAUACAGGCGAAGGAAAGAAUGUAACCCACAAAAUUGACAACCUGACACCUGCUACUGCCUACAAUAUACGAGUGAAAGCCAAAAAUUCGUACAAUGGUGGAAGUUAUAGUGUCUAUUCUGAUGUGAUUUCUAUUGCAAUGAAAGGUAUUCUUUUCUAUAAUUUGUUGAAUGAAAACCUCUCUUUAUAG
Lingula anatina is the source of this 2058-nucleotide messenger RNA. RefSeq names its product adhesion molecule nephrin-like. Gene Ontology annotation, biological process: cell-cell adhesion. The record is from RefSeq and is a predicted model, not a curated record. Gene Ontology annotation, cellular component: cell-cell junction; plasma membrane. Gene Ontology annotation, molecular function: cell adhesion molecule binding. Lineage: Eukaryota; Metazoa; Brachiopoda; Lingulata; Lingulida; Lingulidae.